Messenger RNA from Sphaeroforma arctica JP610, 804 nucleotides. RefSeq lists its product as hypothetical. The transcript has a single exon. The coding region runs from base 70 to 492 and encodes 140 amino acids. The record is from RefSeq and is a predicted model, not a curated record. NCBI's taxonomy places the organism in Eukaryota, Ichthyosporea, Ichthyophonida.
ACACUUGCAGGGAUUAAAGCAACUAAAGGACACAAGCGGUUCGACGAUUCGCAAAUUGAUGAGAAUGUGAUGAACGUAGAAACGCCGCCAGCCAGUGGAGGAGAGUUUCUCGGAGCCAAUUCCAUUGAGAUGACGGGCAUAGAGUCACGCACAGGUCUCAGGACCCACAACAUUGCAGACAACGAUGGUGAUAUAAGCGCAAUGACGACUAAAAGUAAUGCCGAUGACGACGCACAUCAGCACGCGAUGCUCAGAGCACCGUCGCCUGGGCCCAUGCGCGGGGAUGCUGACGGGUUGCAGAGUGUGGGUGCACUGCCGCCCACCUCACCUAGUCUGGGCGGAAGGGGUGUGCGUGGAGAGGAUGUCAUGGGCGCAGCUCAUGGGCGCAAUGGCAGUCAGAUGCAUUUCCCUGCGAAGGGGGGCAAUGGCAGGAGAGACCCUACGACGAGUGAGCAGGACAUGCAGCAGGUCGAGGAGGCGCUGUUUGCUUAAAGCCCACCACAUCACUUGACUGUCCGAGGAAUGAAGAGCACCUAUUUCUAUGAUGAUUUAUCCUAGAAGUCCAGAAGGAAAUGUGUCGGCAAGUGCUUUCUGCCGCUUUGCUACUUACGCGUAGUAACCUCAUACCAUAUCAAGGUGAUAGGUACGAGAAGGCAGUGGCCGGUCGUAGAACAAUAACGUUGUCAAUCAAACCAGUGUUUUGAUUGGUAGUGUACUGGCAACCCCCAUGUGCCGGUUGGCUGAUAUAGGAACCCCAUGAGCUCCGAUCAGCUCUGUGGAAAUUAAACAACUUGAAAGCCCGGA